Messenger RNA from Triticum turgidum subsp. durum (durum wheat), 1140 nucleotides. The record is from the annotation of a GenBank genome assembly. NCBI's taxonomy places the organism in Eukaryota, Viridiplantae, Streptophyta, Magnoliopsida, Poales, Poaceae.
AUGAUCCAGAUAUUUUCGAGGAUAGCAGCAAGAAGCCCUCGCCGCGCCACCUCCGCAUCGCGUCCGAGUAGCUCGAAGCAUCAUCCGGGGCAAUUCUCUCGUUGUAGCCCAGCUUACCGAGGUAUUACUACCAUUAGCACCAGCAAUCCAAUGAGGUCUGGUGAUGGAAAUUCGGAAGGCCAGGACGCACCCCUCGCCGAGGGGAAGGACCGCGGCUGCUCCCCAGGUGUCCAGUCCACCCCGGACAUCGAGAAGAAGUACGUGCACCGCGUCUACGACGCCAUAGCCCCUCACUUCAGCUCCACGCGGUUCGCCAAGUGGCCCAAGGUCGCGGGGUUCCUGAACUCGCUGAGGCCAGGGUCCGUCGUGCUGGAUGCCGGCUGCGGCAACGGCAAGUACCUGGGCUUCAAUCCCGAAUGCUUCUACAUAGGCUGCGAUAUAAGCCCGCCGCUUAUAGAGAUAUGCGCGGGGAGGGGGCACGAGGUGUUUGUCGCUGAUGCCGUCAACCUCCCGUACAGGGAAAGUGUUGCUGACGCCGCGAUUUCGAUUGCGGUGUUGCAUCAUCUGAGUACCGAGGACAGGCGGAGGAAAGCCAUAGAGGAGUUGAUCCGUGUUGUCAAGAGGGGGGGUCUUGUGCUGAUCACUGUCUGGGCUGUGGAGCAGGAAGACAAGUCGCUUCUUAACAAGUGGACUCCCUUGUGCGACAAGUAUAAUGAAGAGUGGGUUGAUCCCAGCAGUCCCAUGGUGCGUAACAAAUCUGCUACUACGCUAGAUAGCAUUGAAGAGACUGAUGAAGACAUGCGCGCCAUCAAGCAAACAGAUGAUCAGCUGAAAAAUAGUUUUGAUGGUUUGGAGGAUAAGACCUUAAUUAUGGAUGAGCAUGACAAAACCCAGCAGGAGUACUUUGUUCCUUGGCAUCUACCAUUUCACCGAGCAGAAAUUGGCGGCGCAUCUGCUGUUGCUCUACAGAAUGGAUUGGCAAAGAAAGAUGAUAAGAAGGGCACUGUGGUCUACAACCGUUAUUAUCACAUUUUUGUCGAAGGAGAACUUCAAAGGCUAGUUGCUGGCAUGAAAAAUGCAGCCAUCACCGACCAAUUCUACGACAAAUCGAACUGGUGCAUAGUUCUGGAGAAGCUUUGA